This is a messenger RNA of Xiphophorus hellerii (green swordtail), 1675 nucleotides long. RefSeq names its product MAX dimerization protein 3 (gene mxd3). Bases 472 to 1074 code for a protein of 200 amino acids. Gene Ontology annotation, molecular function: protein dimerization activity; DNA-binding transcription factor activity, RNA polymerase II-specific; RNA polymerase II cis-regulatory region sequence-specific DNA binding. Gene Ontology annotation, biological process: regulation of transcription by RNA polymerase II. Lineage: Eukaryota; Metazoa; Chordata; Actinopteri; Cyprinodontiformes; Poeciliidae. The record is from RefSeq and is a predicted model, not a curated record. The transcript has 6 exons.
CAAUUAUUGCCGUAAAUACGCGUGAAAACGUUUUUAUUAUGCUUGAGCAAAUUAGAAACGAGUACACGUCUCUCACGGAGGGGAGUGGCUGGCUUGACCAUGACGUUUUACGAGGCAUUACGACCCCUCCAAAUGCUUUUGGAAAUGGUAGAGCCAUAUACAUAACAUUGUCAUUUUUGAAUUUAAGCACACUUGAAAAAAUGAAGGGCCAUGUCAUUGCUUUCACAUUAAGAGCAGUCUAUUAAUCCAGUACCGGAUUGUGAUGGGCUAACUAUUUUUUAUUAGCGUUUUGACAAGGCAGCCGAAAGGGUGGAAUUUCCGAGAUUUACGUCCAGUCCUUGAAGGCAGCACUAUUGUUGGAUCUCUGUGAACUGUGGACGUAGCCUGCACAGACAGUCCUUCGCUCAUAGUAGAUGCUUGCCUCGUUGUAGUUUGUUUACCUCCGCUUGUUUUACUCUUGCCAGCUCAAUAAUGGAAGGAAAUGUUUGCAGCAUUCAGGUUCUCCUUUGGGCAGCCGAGUUCGUGGAGAGGAAAGGCCGAGAGGCUGAACAUGGAUAUGCUUCACCCCCGCCUCUCAGCCCCGGUAACUCGGAUAAAAGAAGCAAACGGAAGAACAAGAAGAUUUCUGCUGCUGGCGGUAAAAGGACAGUUCACAAUGAGCUGGAGAAAAACAGACGAGCUCAGCUGAGGCAGUGCUUGGAGCAGCUGAAGAAGCAGGUUCCUCACUCUACCGACUCCAUGAGGAACACCACCCUGAACCUGCUGAGACAAGCUCAGCUUCACAUAAAGAAGCUGCAGGAACAGGACGAGCGUGCCGAGCAGCUGAAGGACCGCCUUCGCUGGGAGCAGAGGGAGCUGCGGGUUCGGCUGGAGCAGCUCCAGAGGGGAACGGAGAGGAUGAGGAACAACAGCCAGGGGUCCACCAUGUCCUCUGAGAGGUCGGACUCAGACAGAGAAGACGUGGAGGUGGAUGUGGAAAGCAUCGUGUUUGACUGCGUGGACUCUGACGGGCUGAGUAUUGCACACAUGGACGCAGACCACAGUUACUCCAGCUUGGACAGGUCCUGGCUAUGACCACCAUGACACAGGGUUUAACCAGAGGGAGGGUAGGAAGAAAACAUUCCAAAAACAAGACAACAGAGGAUGAGGGAAGACGUGGAUACUGUACACAACCAAACACUUUUGUUUUUACAGGACAGCUUUCUUUUGGGGGGUGGGAGGGAUAUCUUCUUUCAAAAUAAGUUCAGGCUAAUAAUGUAUUCAAUUGCACUGGGAUGGAUGUUACAGCAUGAAUAAGCAUUCCUCUGAUAAAGCAAUUAUGUAUUUUUGUUCCCAAAAGCCAUGAGGUGUUAACCUUUCUGUCAUUUAGGAAUCCAGUUUUUAUCUAAAUAAGGGCUUUAAUACAAAUUUCCUUCAUGUCUGUGCUGAAUUCUGCCUUAAACCAGAUUUAAACUAACGUUCUACGCUGCUUCUCCUUAGCACCAAGUCUAUAUUGCAGCAAUGUCACAUUUAUCAUGCACUUAAAACAUUAUUUCUGUUUUGUUUUCCCUUUUUUUUGUCCUCCUACGUAAGUUCCCUUCAUGUAUUUAUAGCUCUUUUUCUUCUGUUGCACAUAACGUCCACCCGUUGCACUUGUUUUGUCAGAAGGACGUGGGGUAGGGCAAGAGAUGGGGGG